AUGGCCUCAUUCAAGGAAUUAUCCAUGUCACGUCCUCUCCCCAAUACUAGCCAGCGGCAUCAACACGCGCAUUCGAUCUCUCUAGGUGCCCUCAAUCCAAACCACCGGGUAACUCGCCGAAAGAGUGUCACCACCGCCGCUGCCAAUGCUGCCGCCGCAGUCGCUGCCUCCAUGGAGGACGGGGAGGCCACCUCGCUCCCCAUGGGUGUGCACCGCCGCAGCCUCGCAGGCCGCAAGGGACUGGAGUCCGGCUCCAUCGGCAACGUAUCGGGCUUCAGCUCCUACCUCUCCCGCAGCAUCAAUAGUCCCAGUCAGGAAUCACCGGUCGCCCGCAAAGCUUCUCCGGGCUCGGACCACUCCGAUGGCAAGCCCAAGAACCGAAACCGCCGAGCCAGCGAAGGUGCCCAACUCAAGACCGAAGGGAAGCGUGCCUCGACGGCCAUACGUUGCGAUCGCUGCGGGAAAGGGUAUAAGCAUGGCAGCUGCUUGUCUAAGCAUAUGUGGGAACACGACCCAGCAUGGUCCGUUACUUCGAAGCUUCUCAUCUCCAAGCACCAGCAGGUCCAACUGCUGGAGGCCGCCUCCGUUUUGGUCACCAUGAACCACGAUGACCCACCCGAUGAGUCCGCCGAGUUAGAGUCGGAAUUGUCGUCUGGUUCGCCGGACGCCCUGUCAGAAAUGCGAGAUGGCAUCAGUUCUACUGAAACCACGCCGCCCCCAAUGGAUUCGGAGGAAGACGACGACUUCGAGAUGUCGGGUAUGCCGGCACAGUGGGCCAAACGCCCCAGCGUUAGCAACGCCUCCGCUUUCUCUCGCUCCUACCAGUCCAUUCCCUCCAGCUCGUACAACGAAAGUGCUCCGCUGCACUCCCCUACGUUCUCCCACUUCCGCCACUCGAGCAUCGACACCCGUCCCUCGACGGCGGACACACGGUUACACGAGGAUGAUGAGGCGGAUCUUGCUGCGGCCAUCGGCCUGUGCAAUUUCGGAACUCCUCGCACGGGGCCUGUUUCCAUGACCCCCGACGUGCCACCGGUGCCUCCACUGCCGGCGCGCUACUUGGACUCAAACAGCCACCCAAGCAACCAGGGUCUCUUCUCCCCUCAAUCGCGCCCCACGGAGGAGGCCGCUCGCCGAGACUCCGAGGCCAACAUCUUCCUGGCCCGAUCGCUCAACCCGUCGCUGUCGUACAAGGUGUCGGAUGAGCGUGAGGUUCGGACUACUGGUGGUGAGGAUGCCCAGAAAUCCCGUCAACGUCGCAACGCCGAUGUAGACUUUGGCAACCGCUCCGCACCGGUCGAUGACGACGAUGGCGGUGUCUUUGGCCACAUGGAAGAGUAA
This is a messenger RNA of Penicillium concentricum, 1341 nucleotides long. RefSeq names its product putative C2H2 finger domain protein. The transcript is spliced from 3 exons. Bases 1 to 1341 code for a protein of 446 amino acids. The record is from RefSeq and is a predicted model, not a curated record. Lineage: Eukaryota; Fungi; Ascomycota; Eurotiomycetes; Eurotiales; Aspergillaceae.